Molecule: messenger RNA, 982 nt
Organism: Chinchilla lanigera (long-tailed chinchilla)
Lineage: Eukaryota; Metazoa; Chordata; Mammalia; Rodentia; Chinchillidae
Gene: Sinhcaf
Product: family with sequence similarity 60, member A
Exons: 7
Coding region: 33-698 (221 amino acids)
Biological process (GO): negative regulation of cell migration
Source: RefSeq, a predicted model, not a curated record
GGCAGUCCGAGGACUGCUGCCCAGAAGAAAAGAUGUUUGGUUUUCACAAGCCAAAGAUGUACCGAAGUAUAGAGGGCUGCUGUAUUUGCAGAGCUAAGUCCUCCAGUUCUCGAUUCACCGACAGUAAACGCUAUGAAAAGGACUUCCAGAGCUGUUUUGGGUUGCACGAGACUCGCUCAGGAGACAUCUGCAACGCCUGUGUUCUGCUUGUGAAAAGAUGGAAAAAGCUGCCAGCAGGAUCAAAGAAAAACUGGAACCACGUGGUAGAUGCGAGGGCAGGACCCAGUCUGAAGACCACACUGAAACCAAAGAAAGUGAAAACCCUGUCUGGAAACAGGAUGAAAAGCAACCAGAUCAGCAAAUUGCAGAAGGAAUUCAAGCGUCACAAUUCUGAUGCUCACAGUACCACCUCAAGUGCCUCUCCAGCUCAGUCUCCUUGUUACAGUAACCAGUCAGAUGAUGGCUCAGACACAGAGAUGGCCUCCGGCUCCAACAGGACACCGGUUUUCUCCUUUUUAGAUCUUACAUACUGGAAAAGACAGAAAAUAUGUUGUGGGAUUAUCUACAAAGGCCGCUUUGGGGAAGUCCUCAUUGACACACACCUCUUCAAGCCGUGCUGCAGCAAUAAGAAGGCGGCUUCCGAGAAGCCCGAGGAGCAGGGCUCCGAGCCGCUGCCCAUCUCCACUCAGGAGUGGUGACUGAGGUUCGCACACAAGGGGGACAAGACUCAGAAGACCACAGACCAACGAACUGACUCCUGUUUGCAACUCAGAUACCUGCUGUUCUGCCAAAAGACAUUUCCUAGAAUAGUUUUGAAUGGGUUAUUUCCCCCCAGUUCCACCAAACUCUGAAGCCAGUGUCUAGCUUACUAAAAGAAAAGUGUACAUAAUAUUUAAGAUGCUGAGUAUUUCAUAGGAAAGCUGAAUGCUGCUGUAAAGUGCUCUUUAAGUCUUUUUUUUUUUUUUUUUAAAUCCCCUUCUAA